Molecule: messenger RNA, 906 nt
Organism: Exophiala bonariae
Lineage: Eukaryota; Fungi; Ascomycota; Eurotiomycetes; Chaetothyriales; Herpotrichiellaceae
Exons: 3
Coding region: 1-906 (301 amino acids)
Source: RefSeq, a predicted model, not a curated record
AUGCAAUCGAUUCUGCCCCUGCUAUUCAUCUCUGCGAUUCUGUCACCUGCCCUGGCCGUCGAGCCAGCAGCGAUCUACGAUGGUGGCUUCAAUUCAACGGAAGGGACCACCAAUUCUACGAUUGAGCUCCGGAUAGGGAACGGAGGCGCAGCGCUUUCAGAUGCGUUCAUCGUGGACUCAGUCGCAAAUGGCAGCGCGCCUUUCAAAGUAGCCUGGAUAACAUCAGACACGACAUACUCGAUCCGCUACCUCGCGUCUGGCGACAUCGACGUCGGGAUAACGUAUUCGCCCAUCGCCGAGCAAAUCGCAAUCAACCAGUCGAUAGCCAAAAGUCCCUCGUACUACGCAUUCCGAGACCACUUCCUCCUCGUCGGCCCGCCAUCAAACCCCGCCAACCUGACGAACUCGUCCAGCAUCCUCAGCAUGUUCUCGAAUCUAUAUGCCGCCGCAGAGGCCGCCUACGCUGCAGGCGCGAGCGCUCCCCCAGUCAGAUUCCUAAGCCGCUUCGACAAAUCGGCGACGAACAUCAAGGACUCACAGCUAUUCAUCAGCAUCGGCCAGGUACCCUGGGCCACAGCGUAUUCGACCUGGUAUCACCAGUACAUUGCCUUUCCGAUCCAGGCGCUCACUGCGGCCAUCAACCUGGGCGAGUACACGAUUACGGACCGCGGCACGUGGCUCAGCCUUCCGGUCAACGUGACGCAAGAUGCGACCAUAUAUAAAGCCGGGAGCGACGCCGAGGAUGACCUGCUGCUCAAUCCAGCACAUUUGCUGGUCGGUGCCAAAGCGAGGAAUCCUACCGUCGCGCAGAGUUUUGCAGAUUGGCUUGUCAGCCCUCAGGGUGGCCAGAAGGUUGUCGGCGAGUUUGAGAAGAAUGGAGAGAUUCUGUACAGUCCCGCGCCAUGA